Alnus glutinosa is the source of this 1218-nucleotide messenger RNA. RefSeq lists its product as uncharacterized. The transcript is spliced from 8 exons. The coding region runs from base 102 to 971 and encodes 289 amino acids. Gene Ontology annotation, cellular component: membrane; clathrin vesicle coat. The record is from RefSeq and is a predicted model, not a curated record. Gene Ontology annotation, biological process: endocytosis. NCBI's taxonomy places the organism in Eukaryota, Viridiplantae, Streptophyta, Magnoliopsida, Fagales, Betulaceae.
AUCUAGUCCCCCCCCCCCCCCCCCCAAAAAGUUCAGCUCCAGAUCACAAACCCUCUUCAAUUUCUCAUUUCUCUGCUAUCAAAUUUCUCUCUCUCUGAAUCAUGGAAAAGGAGGAGGAGAAGAAAUCCAAGGGUCAGGAAAGUGUGGAUGAGAAUGAAGAAACUGAAGCAAUAGAGCUUGUUCUCUUCCAAGUCUCUGAAUGUUACGUGUACAUAAUACCCCCAAGGAAAAGUGUAGCUUCCUACAGGGCUGAUGAGUGGGAUGUCAACAAAUGGGCAUGGGAGGGGGUGUUGAAAGUUAUUAGCAAGGGAGAAGAGUGUAUUAUCAGACUUGAAGAUAAGACCACAGGUGAAUUAUAUGCUCGGGCAUUUUUGAGAAAUGGAGAGCCGCAUCCAGUGGAACCUGUAAUUGAUAGCAGCAGAUAUUUUGUUCUUCGCAUAGAAGAGAACAUUGGUGGUCGUCUUCGGCAUGCUUUCAUUGGUGUAGGAUUUCGAGAAAGAACAGAAGCUUAUGAUUUCCAGGCGGCCCUGCAUGACCACAUGAAAUAUCUGAACAAAAAGAAAACUGCAGAAGAGAUGGAACAACAUUACCAGCAAGCUUCUUUGGUUGAUUACAGUUUAAAAGAUGGGGAGACUCUUGUACUCCAAAUAAAGAACAACAGAAGUGGUUGCAUUGUGAAGUCUAAAUUUUUUGAGAAGGAUCUGGACAAUCCCUCCGAGGAAAAGGGUAAAUGGAAAGAGUCCAUAAUUUCUAUUAAACCACCACCGCCACCCCCAGCUCCACUUUCACCUGCUACAACUGCUCAGAGGUCUCCAGCAAAUGUGCCGCCGAAGUUCAAUCUCGAGGAAACCUCUAAAGAAGAGGUCCCAGAAUCAGCAAAAGAAGAAGCUAAAGACCUAAAUUCUCCUGAAAAACACAGCAUACAGGAUAUUCCAGAUGAUGGUUUCGGGGAUUUUCAAACAGCUGGAUGACAUGGUCUGUGAUGCUGAUAUGUUUAUAAUUAAAUGCUCAAAUUCUUCUUCUUCUUCUCCCUCUCUCUCUCUCUCUCUCUAGUGGUUUGGUUGGGGUUUGUGAUGGAUUAGGUUGAACUUGCACUUCAAAAUUUCCAUUGAUCCAGUAAAUAUUUGUUGUACUACACAAUGUGGAGUUAGUUUAGAGACUAAAGUCUGAACUUUGCUGAUGCAAGUGAUUCUAUUUAUUUAUUUAUUUCUCACAAAA